This is a messenger RNA of Chenopodium quinoa (quinoa), 1680 nucleotides long. RefSeq lists its product as uncharacterized. Lineage: Eukaryota; Viridiplantae; Streptophyta; Magnoliopsida; Caryophyllales; Amaranthaceae. The record is from RefSeq and is a predicted model, not a curated record. The coding region runs from base 1 to 1680 and encodes 559 amino acids. The transcript has a single exon.
AUGACACUUCCUCUUGUGCCGUUGAAUCUCAAGCUUGAAAAAGUGGUAAGGGCAAAUCGAAGAGAAAAGAGGGCGAUAGCUAGUGGUGCUACAUCAAGUGAGCCUCGAGUGGUAGUGGAGUCCGAUCACUCUAGUUCCAGUGAGUCUAGUGGAGACACCAUUCCAUUAGAGUCACCAAGGACAAAUUCUCCAACUUCUUCACCUUUUCAAGACUUUGAAAUGGCCGCUCCGAACAAGACUUUGAGAGAGUUUGGUGUUCCUCCACCAUAUCAAGAAGCAAGUGGGAUUGCUACUCCCGCUAUUGAAGCAAACAAUUUUGAGAUAAGGCCCGCCCUUAUCACCUUGAUUGAGGGUCAUCAAUUCUCAGGGGCAAAGCAUGAAGAUCCCGUUGCACAUCUCAAGCAAUUCACACGGUAUUGUAGCACCGUGAAGGCAAAUGGGGUGACUCCGGAGUAUAUUCUCUUAAGCAUGUUCAAAUUCUCUUUAACGGGCAAGGCAAGUGAUUGGCUUGAUAGGUUGCCUCCGAACUCAUUGAACACACGGAAUGAGGUAACUUCGGCAUUCCUUGGGAGGUUCAUUCCCCUUGGGAAAACGGCGGAGUUGAGGUCCAAGAUUUCGAACUUUCAACAAGAGCCCGAUGAGUCUCUUUAUGAUGCUUGGGAGAGAUUCAAGAGCUACCAACAACAAUACCCCCACCAUGGCAUGGAAGAUUGGCUCUUGAUCCAUGGGUUUUAUAGAGGACUCUUGAGAUCGGACCGCAUACUCUUGGAUGGAGCAUCGGGAGGACCUAUCAUGAACAAGCCACCCACGGAGGCACUAAAGAUCAUUGAGGAUGUAGUUCAAAACUACACCGAUUGGAGCCCCGAUGAGAGAAGCACUUCCAAGAAAGGAGGAAAGUACGAGGUAAAUGCUAUAAACAUGAUUAACUCAAAAUUAGAUGCUUUAUCUUCUAAGUUUGAUCAAUUGCAAUCCUUUUCUCUAUCCCCUUCCCCACGUCAAAAUUCACAUGCAUCUAGUUCAUUAAAUGAAAACAUGUCAAUACAAAUGAUGUCUUGUGAUACUUGUGGAAGUGAUGAUCAUGUGACUUCGGAAUGCUAUUUGUUAAAUGAUUCAUGCUCCCCUUCCCCUUCCAUGGAACAAGUAAAUGCAAUUAACAAUGGUCAAACCAAUCCUAGGUAUGACCCUUAUUCCAACACCUAUAAUGAGGGAUGGAAACAUCACCCAAACUUUGGUUGGAAAGGGGGCCAAACCCAAGGAAAUGGUCAAGGUCAAUAUAGUGGCCAAAGGAAUGUUCAAAACAAUAAUCAAGGAAAUUAUAGGAACCAAGGUAGUGGUAACUAUGUGUCAAACAACCAAGUAAAUCAACAAAAUGACAAUAGGUAUCACCAAAGAGGUCAAUAUUCGUCCAACAACAACCCACCCGGUUUUAAUGGAGGAAAUAAACCUACCCUUGCUCCUAUCCCUCAACCUCCUCUUCAAAUUCAAGCUCCCCCUCCUAAGUCAAGCCUAGAAAUAACAAUGGAAAAAUUUGUUAAUGCUCAAACUAAGAAAACCAAUGACUUAGAGGAGACUAUCAAGCAAGUGCAAGUCCACAAUAAGAUCCUAGAAACUCAAUUAACUCAACUAGUUAAUGCAAUUAAAAGCAACAAUCCUAGCACCUCUUCACCUAGUCAAGAAUAA